AUGGCAGCCUUCGUGAGGAGCGUGGGCCUCGUCCUGAGAUUCGGACAAAGUCCGAGUUUAGCGAAUGCCCAAGGUAAUCCUCUCAUAAUAACAAAGCGAUAUGUACGAGGACUUAAGAGGAGACCGGUAAAAGUGAUCCAUCCGGAUGGAAAAGAAGAGAGACUGGUUAAAACUCCUCAACCUCCUAGUCGCCAGAAAGACGAGUUGCACGCCAGGACAACUAGGAAAGAUGAGAGCGAAAACUUCAAUGCCACACGUUUCCAUUCCCGAGAAAAUGAUCUGCAACUCAGCAAAACGCCGAAGAAAAGCAAUGAGUUGCUCUCAAAUAGUGUUACAAUGGUGGAUGGAUUACGGUUUGACAGAGCCAAGCCCGAUGACAAACGACUGUCAAAGCUGGUUACUAUUGCACGCUCCAGAACGUACAGGGAGCACCAGGGCAAGAUUCUUCUGGAGGGCAAACGUCUGAUCUGCGACGCAUUGGCAGCCGGAGCCAAGCCCCAGACGGUGUUCUUCAGCUCCGUCGAGCGACUAACUGAACUGCCUAUGGACAAACUUCAGCGAGCAAGCCUGGUCAAAGUCAAGUUUGAAGAAAUAAAGAAAUGGUCUGAGGUCAUUGCCCCCCAAGGAGUUAUAGCCAUAUUCACAAGACCCGAUGUGCAGAAGCUGUCUUUUCCGAAGGAAAAACGAGGCCAGUCAGUGCCAAUGUCCCUGAUUUGCGACAACAUCCGCGACCCUGGUAACUUGGGUACCAUCCUUCGAUGCGCUGCUGCUGCUGGAUGUGACAGCGUUCUUCUUUCCAAAGGUUGUGUGGACACCUGGGAGCCUAAGGUGUUACGAGCUGCCAUGGGCGCCCACUUCCGAAUCCCCAUCAUCCCCAGCCUGAGCUGGGAGGACAUCUCCCACCACUUACCCAGUGACGUGACCGUGCACGUGGCUGAUAACAACAGCACCAGCCCUGCCAGAGACAGCGUCAUCGUCGACAACCACCAAGAGCCCAAGGAGCUGGCCAAGCCAAGUGACUAUGGCUGGGUGAGCGGUAGAAGGGAGAAGCGGCAGCUGCAACAGCACUCUCAGCUGGACUACAGUGAUUCGGACUCGGAGAGCAACAGUGACUCUGACGUGGAGGAGGUGGACGAGCUGCCCCAGGUGGAGCCCAGGCUGUACCACCAGCCCUGGGCCCAGAGGAGCACCGCGCUGGUCAUCGGAGGAGAGACGCACGGGCUGAGUCUGGAGUCGCUGCAGCUGGCCGAGCAGACGGACGGCCGCCGGCUCUACGUGCCCCUGGCCCACGGCGUGGACAGCUUGAACUCGGCCAUGGCGGCCAGCAUCCUGCUGUUCGAAGGCAGGAGGCAACUUCUCAUGAUGAUGACGAAGGGGGCUGGUGCUGAAAGAUCUGGCAGGAGAGUCAGGAACUAAAAACUACACACUAGUAUUGACCCAGUCGGCUCCUCUGGGCCCGCUCAUGAAAACGAUUGUUUUCCCCCAUGUUUGCUCCACCCGCUGCAUGUAGUGGCUAAUUAAUAUGCCUAAUGACUGGCAGUGAUUGGCACUGCACGACCACGGGUGGAGCAUUUGGGGGGGGUAAAACGUGCAGUUUUAUGGGCGGGCUAGAGGUGCCAACUGGGUCAAUUUACAAGCACUUUUCUUAUUGGACUGGACAUUUCUUCUCAUGUCUUGUUUCUUACAUGUUAAAUUGAACUGGAUUCAGCUAUGUUACUAUCUUGUCAAACAUAUCCACGGGCAAAAUGACUCAACACAUUACACUAGGAAAUUAAAUGUUAUGGCAUCACUCAGAAAAAUGUUCUACGAGGAUUUUCCAUCUGAAUGCGUGGCAUUACAGUUGCACAUAAUUAUCAUGACAAAUUACAUGGUGGUAAAUCUUUUAUAGUAGUUAUCUGACAGGAAUUGCGCCCUCAAGGCUGUGCCACACAUUUUACCUCAUCACUAACAGUGAGGUAUAAUCAAGACAUCUUGUUCUGUUGACAGAUCCAUCCCAGGUCUAGCAGAUAGCAAGGGGGAGUUGACUGCACUGAUGAGGGACAAGCAUGCACUAACAGGUCUCUCCUUGUCUGUGUUUACUUGAUGUCUCAAAGAUGGAGAUCAGCUGGAGCUUUUGUGAAGACGAGCGAGGUCAUACAAAAAGGAACUCUGUGUGCUUGAGUUGACUUUUAUUAAACAAAAUCGAGGCUCAAGACGAGCCAUUGGAGGCCAGGUAUAACAACAGUUUAAAAUAAUCACAAUAAACACAAUAUAUAAAUUGAACAUUUUGUACAUCACCGCCUCUCCGACUGGUGUUUUUUUAAUCCAACCAGCAGGGGGCGCCUACAUCUACAAUGAAUAUCUGACUGGCAGACGCUAAUGGAGACUAUUGUGUAGUACUCACAGAUAUAGGUCUGUGGUAGUACUAUUGAAUGUUACUUGGAGACGAAGCAGCUGGGAGAUGAAUCAAUGACUAGUCAUUAGUUACUCUGAUGAAACCAUAAAAUAAAAUUGUGUCUUUCCUUAAAGGUGAAGUGUGUUAGAAUUUUAGAAGUUUAUUUUCAAAAUGUAUGCUGCCCAAUCACAAUAUUGAUCUUUUUCAUGAAUACUCAAACUAAUAUUUACUGGUCUGAAAAGAGUGGGUUUGGCAGCCAAAUGCAUUCAGGACUGAACAUUCAAAAUGGCCGACUUACAUUUGUGAAAAGUGUACAUUUCCAAGCCAUACUGGAGACAGAAGCGAUAGUGGUAGAAAAACAUAAAUCUCCAAGUCAUGAAAAACAUGACAUUUGUGAAUGAGCACUAUAAAUUCUGGAAAUAAACCACUGAAAAAAUACAUACUGGACCUUUAAAUAAAACCUUUAAGUAAACAAAGGAUAAUGUCCAUUCUCUGAUCGAUCUGUCCUUGUGAUGACUUCAACCUUCACCGAGCACCCACACAAGUUUCAAGACACGAUGAUGAUGAUGACGCACAUGGGUUAAGUUUAAAAUAGCCGUUAUGUCAACAAAUAGGAAAUGCAAAUUAUAUUUGAAAUGGUAAAAAAUAUAACAAAAAAUAACCUGAAUUUUUAUGAUAACAUUUGUGAAUACAUGAUGACCACUUGUAAUGAGAAGCAACUAGCACAGUCAUAUCAGGUGCAGCAUUUCAAAAAGCGGAAGUACAUUCUGGAGAGAGAAUACUAUUUUGUUCUUUGUUUUUUUAAGAAAGUUUUUGCACAAUAUUUAUAUAACACAGCUAUCAACUUAAAAUCUGUUGCAAUCAUUUUAUUCUUUCUCUGGACACAUGUAAAAUAAGAAGAAAACAAAAAAGUCACAUUGAUUUAAAAAAGAAAAAGCCAAAGCACAUAUGCAUAAACUGAAAUUCAAGUCCGUUCAGUCUUUGUUUGUGUGGGGGAUAUCAACAAGCAUUUCUCAUAAGGAAACACCAGGCAAGAAAGAGGCGCAAACAGAAGGAUAGAACAGGAGAAGGGGGAAAAA
Molecule: messenger RNA, 3453 nt
Organism: Engraulis encrasicolus (European anchovy)
Lineage: Eukaryota; Metazoa; Chordata; Actinopteri; Clupeiformes; Engraulidae
Gene: mrm3a
Product: mitochondrial rRNA methyltransferase 3a
Exons: 4
Coding region: 1-1416 (471 amino acids)
Biological process (GO): RNA processing
Molecular function (GO): RNA methyltransferase activity; RNA binding
Source: RefSeq, a predicted model, not a curated record